This is a messenger RNA of Paramuricea clavata, 648 nucleotides long. The record is from the annotation of a GenBank genome assembly. Lineage: Eukaryota; Metazoa; Cnidaria; Anthozoa; Malacalcyonacea; Plexauridae.
AUGAAAGUAACUUUCGCCAGACAUGGCAUUCCUGAUAUUGUUCAUAGUGACAAUGGACCAUGUUACAGUAGUCAAGAGUUUGCUGAUUUCAAGACCAAAUGGGGAUUUAAACAUGUUACCAGUAGUCCUCAUUUCCCGUCCUCUAAUGGGUUAGUCGAGAAGGCUGUCCAGACAGUAAAGAAUAUUAUAAGCAAAUCAAUUGAAAGCGGAACAGACCCGUAUCUCGGACUGUUAGCAUAUAGAUCAACACCACUUGACAACCAUAAAUCACCAGCUGAGUUACUGAUGGGAAGAACACUUAAAACAGAUCUUCCAGUUGUAGAAAACCAGCUCAAUGUUAAAGAUUCCAAAGCAGUUGUUGCAUGGAAAACAAAGAAAAAAGAAAUCCAGAAGGCUUAUCAUGACAGAGAAGCCAAACCUUUGCCACCACUGAAGCAAGGUGAGAUGGUGAGAAUCUACGACCAAAAGAAGUUGAUGUGGGGAGAAAAGGCAACGGUGAAAGAAAAGAUUGCAAUUCGUUCGUACACAGUGGAAACCAAGGACAAAGUUCAAUACAGACGAAACAGGAAACAAUUGAGAAAAAUUACCUCGGGGCACAACGAAACGAGCGGAGAAACAAGUCGAGACAAAGUCGUUACCCUCGAAUGA